Molecule: messenger RNA, 4327 nt
Organism: Diachasmimorpha longicaudata
Lineage: Eukaryota; Metazoa; Arthropoda; Insecta; Hymenoptera; Braconidae
Gene: Csgalnact
Product: chondroitin sulfate N-acetylgalactosaminyltransferase 1
Exons: 10
Coding region: 1569-3341 (590 amino acids)
Cellular component (GO): Golgi cisterna membrane
Molecular function (GO): glucuronosyl-N-acetylgalactosaminyl-proteoglycan 4-beta-N-acetylgalactosaminyltransferase activity
Source: RefSeq, a predicted model, not a curated record
CGUGUGAAUAUCACUGCUGAUUCACCAUAAGAAAAGGGUCCCGAGAACGCAUCCUUUCAGGUUUUUUUUUAUUUAAGACCAUGAAAGUCAUUUUAUGAGUGAAUAGAUUUUACCAGAUCAAUUCUAGUUAGAUCUAUUUAUCCACAAAUUUUCUUGUUUCUAGUCCUUGAGAACGCAUGCAACUAUUCUGUAAUAUUUGAUGACAUUACCUGAGCCAAUGAAUUUCAAUUGCGUCGAAUUGCACUGAUCUCCAUCGCAGAAUGUAACGGAUGCGAUACGUGAAAACUCAUUUCGCUUCUCGGUUUCUUUCCACUUUGUUCAGUGAAAAAAUCGUACCCUUCUACCCUGAACGCGCACAUUAUCCUUCACUUCUGAUCCCAGUUAAUUUUUCAUUCGCUUCGCCCUAAAAAUAUCUGAUAUCUAGUCGUCGAUUUCCUCCGAUAAGAAAUUUUUGUCCCCUUGAAAUGCCUCUCGCGGCCCUUCGCGCAGACUCGAAUGUGAGUAGUUUCGAGCGCCGCUACCAGUUUGUGAACGCGUACAGGAGUCAGCAGUCUCGCGAGGCUGUGGCUCACUGCAACAGCCUUGAGCCAACAGUUUGCCAGCAUCAGGUAUCAUCGUGGACAUGUGCAACGAUCCCCCCAGUCCACUACAAUUGCAACGAACGAGCUACUGCAACCCAAGUAAUAUAACUUCCAAGAUCCAGUAACCUCUCAAUUUUCUCAAAAACUCACAAAAAAUACUCGAAAAAAUCAUCACAUCAUUUGCGGAUUCACCGGAGUAGAUUCAGAAAUUACAUGUAACGAAUGAUCAGUGAUCCAGAGGAAUCAAUCGGCACCUGAUAGAUGCAAUUGAUAUGAGGAUGUGAUCACGAUAUGACUUGAUAUGCAGAAAUUUGAGGUUAGAGUGCACCAAAAUUGAUUUGGAUCAACGAAUUGGGGCCAAUGUAAAUGGCAACAUGAUGACAGUGCUGAUGGUGGUGGAGUGUAAUCAUGCAUGUGACGGUGAAAAAGGCGGUUUCACUGUCCCUUUGCCCCGAGAACUGACAAGCCAGGGUUGAGUACCAAAUUGUUUAUUAGAGCGGUUAUAAUCGAACAAUCAACCCGACCACUCACACACGCUUUCGUGGGUAUCAAGAGCAUGUGUGGUAACAGUUGAUCGGUUUGUUCCCGAGUGGACGUGUUUAUGUGACGUGGGGACAGCGAACAUUGAGAAAAUACUGAGUUAAUGGAGUGAAAAGAUUUUUUUUUUUGAUGCUGAGGUUUUCGUGAAUUUGGAGUAUGUGAAAUACUUUCUCGGGUCAUGUGGAAAUGUGAUAGUUGAGGGGGGCGGGGGGUGUGGUGUCAGGUUAUGGUGGGUGGUGACACUGAGAAGAUAAUUGUCAUUACAGAGUCAGAUUUCAGUGGGGAAGAAUGCCGGAGAAUUCAACCAAUUCAAUUUACGGAGUGAUCCAUCAGGCGGAUAAAGGAAAUGUCUAUCAAGAAAAGAUGGGACAAAUUACCCACCUGCAUACGUUGAAACCUUGGAUAAACGGGCGGCACACGCGACAGAAAGGGAUCUAGAGUGAGCGGAUGAUCUCAAUUCCAGUGGCUCGUGUACCAUUCAAGCGACGCAGGCACACAAUGCUACGGGUGCUGGGAGUUCGACUGCUCUCGAGGCUCCUCGUACUCGUUUGCUCGCUAUCGUUGCUGUCACUGCUGUUUUUGAAUCGUUGUGGCUUUAACAGUAUCGAUACUGAACUCAUCGACGUUGCUGACCCAAUAACACCGGCGAGUGAAGCGAGUCAAAGGGAGGAGGAGACGAGACUUGAGUUAGAGAGACUCACUGCUGAAAUUCGAACGUUAAAGCUUCAAAUAUUGCAAUUAACAGUUCGUAUAUUUUUAGGUGGGCCACCAGGACAUUCCGAUACCAUAGUCUCAAUUAACUCCUCGGAGAUUGGUGAUUGUCUGGCAGCAAGACGUCAAGUUGAAUUGGCGGAAAUCACUCAGGGUCUACCUCUCAACAAUGAGUACGAGCUAAUAGCAUUCAGUCAUUUCACGAUAUCCCGUCUGUACCCGGUCGAUCUUGGGUUAGGCAAGCGAGUGGUGGAAAAGCCGAUUGGAUUCAAGAGAAAGGACAUCCUCGAAGCUGUGUCAAAAGCCAUUGAUAUCCUCAACAAGAAUAUUUCAUCGAUCGCUGGAAGAUAUACAACAGAAGAUUUCCUGGAGGGCCUCUACAGGGUUGAACCCACCACUGGGACACAAUAUGAGAUGUACUUCAGAACGAAGAAUCUCAACAAGAGUUCCCAAAUAUCAUAUCCUGGGUACACGAAGAUCGUGAUGAUGAGGCCUUAUGCACCGAUUCACUUUGUUACAGUACAGAAGCAGCAGACGAAGGAGAAGGAAUUGAUUCACAUUAUUCUUCCAUUAUCCGGAAGAACAGGAACCUUCCAAAGUUUUAUGGAUAAAUUCGUGAAGAUUGGACUGAAGAAUGACAAAAGAGUACAUCUAACAGUGGUUUAUUUUGGAACUGAAGGUCUUUCCGAAGCUCAAGCUAUCAUGUCUAGGGUGUUGAUGACCAGGGGCAGUGGUGGAUCAAAUCAGAAUCUUCGUUUGCUAGCUCUCAAUGAAACUUUCUCCAGGGGAAAAGGCCUCAGGGUUGGAGCUGAACGAGCCUGGAAUGGAGACGGUGAUGUUCUCCUAUUCAUGUGCGAUGUGGAUGUUGUCUUUAGUGCGCGAUUCCUAGACAGAUGUCGUUGGAAUACAGCACCAGGACGCAAGGUCUAUUAUCCCAUUGUCUUUAGCCUGUACAAUCCUCAUGUGGUCUACACGCUUCAGGGGCGCAAGGUGCCACCUGAGAAGGAUCAACUUGUUAUCUCCAGGGACACUGGCUUCUGGAGGGAUUUUGGUUAUGGCAUGACGUGCCAAUACAGAUCCGACUUUCUACGUGUCCGGGGCUUUGACGAGGAUAUAGUGGGAUGGGGCGGUGAGGACGUAACGCUCUACAGAAAAUACGUUAGGAGCAAUAUCAAAGUGAUCAGAGCAACGGAUCCAGGCAUAUACCAUAUCUGGCAUCCAAAGGUUUGCUCAGGGGUGCCAGGCCAGAGGCUAUCAACCGAUCAAUAUCACGCCUGCAUCCGUUCCCGUGCCCUAAACGAGGCCUCUCACGCUCAAUUAGGUUUCCUCGCCUUCCGCGAUGACAUCGCCAGCCAAGCGAUGAAACUCCAGGGCGCACUAACAAAAAAAAAGAAAAAACUGCCGGUAUCAGGCCCUAAAAAGGACACGGAGAGGGUCUCCCGUACCAGAUCCAAUGCGGAUUUACAAAAGGACAAAUCCUCUGGUAAAUCUAUCAGAGAACAGACCUGAUCGAUUCAGCAUUCUGCGGGCUGUGUAAAUAUCGUGUAAAAAUGAAUGAAAGUAGCUAAAGUGCAAUGGGGAUUAAUCCCUCCUGUGGAUGCCGAAACAGACCGAUAAAUGGGUGAUUAUUCUGCCCGUUCCAUCAGCGUCUUAUCUCGCAAGAGUGGAGAAAUUUCACCACGAACUAUGACGAAGGAAGUAUUGUGGAUUGAAUAUAUCUGAAUUAUUCAAAUGAUGUGAUUCAAACACUCGUAUGUUUUUUAAACGAGGAAUUUAAACGUCUUAAUUUGUUACAAAAAAAAUGUCAUAAUUAUACAGUUAUGAUGGCGCACCAUUUGUUGCAUAGCCUAUUUAUACAAGAAAUUGCAAUUUCUAUUAUAGAAUAAACCAAGGCCAAGCAGGCGUAUCGGUUUUUGUACGUUAUACAUGUGAAAGCUAAAGUUCCAACCACAGGAUGUCAAUUAGAUCGCUCGAAAAUAUUAACUUUGACCUAUUGCUCAGCAAUGGCAAGACUAUUUUCAUUUGUAUAGUGAUUCCAAUGAAAUAUUCUACUUUGACUAUUCACCAGUCGCAUGGCAUCGUUAAUCAGUAUUAUUUCCAUUUCCAUUAUGUCUAAGUAUCGUAAUUCAUCGAUGAACAAGUACAACGCGCUGGAGGGGUAAUUGUUAAUCAUCGGUUGAAUAAUGCAUUGGAUAAUUUGUCCAGAAGAAUUGAACUAACAACUAUUACGCAAUAAAGAUAACGAGUAAAUUUUUCAAAUCAGAAUUGUGUGUAAUCAAUUAACCAACCAUUCAUUUAAGCCAACUGAUACAAGAACGAGAGAAAGUUUAUGAUUUACGUUUUUUCAUCGUGAAAAAAUUGUGGGUGAUGAAUGAUGUAUAGUGUAAAUGGACUGAGUAAAAAUAUAACGAGUAUCACAGCCAAGUAUCCCCUUCCCAAAGCUCCCAAGGAUGAAUUGAAUAAGAGGAGAGUAAUUAAUUACAGUGCUUUCAACC